Sclerotinia trifoliorum is the source of this 1704-nucleotide messenger RNA. The record is from the annotation of a GenBank genome assembly. NCBI's taxonomy places the organism in Eukaryota, Fungi, Ascomycota, Leotiomycetes, Helotiales, Sclerotiniaceae.
GUUGCUGACAGGUUCAAGAGUGGAGGGGUGAGAGCUAGUAAUUCAUGGUAUAUUAAUUGGACAACAAAACGGACGGCACUGCCGCUGUGGUUUUUAAGAUGGUUUCCAACAAUUACUUUUGAAGAUUUCAAACUUGCGAAUUUACUUCGUGGCGAUCCGAUAUCACAUUUCUGAGCAAGAUGCCGACAACUACGAGUGCCCCAACUGCAUCUAUAACUCCAGCUUCGAGUCAUCUGGUGGGUCCACUGACUACGACAUAUACACCUUCGGGCUCAGACUGUAGUCAGAUUUUCUGGGCCCAAAAUCCAAUCAAUCAUUGGCUGGCUUUUGGUGGUAUUGGUACUGGAAGCACGACCUGCAUGCCGAGCGGGUUCAACCGUGAAACAGCAUGUAAGAACAUGAGCCUAUUUCGAUUCUCGUUCUUUUUCUCCUUGAUCGUCAUUCACAAAAAAUGAACAAUAUUUCUUGAAAUCUCUUGCUCAGAUUUUAAGGCUUAUUUGGACAUUUUAUGGAUAACCUCAUUAGAAAAUAUCUAUGACUUUGUAUUGAUGAAUCAGGCAUGCUAACAUAUAUUAGACUAUUAUUCCCCGGGGAUUUGCCCUACAGGAUACAGCGCCGCGUGCUCGUCAUUUUCCACAGAUUCGAGUGCUACGAAAACCGUAGCCACCUGUUGUCCCACGUAUGUAGUGGGCUUCAAAACGCAAUGGAUCAUUAGAGGCUGACAAAAAUCAUAGAGGUUAUACAUGUUUUGCAAAUAGGCCUUCAGAUCAAAUUUAUGGUUGUACAUCGUAUUUUACGGAAGAUGCAACACUAUCUAUUAAUAGCGUCCUAUUUGAUACUGUCACUGCGGCGAGCACAACAUCCUAUCCUGUGAUAUACGCCAGCACGAAAAUAACUGUCACAUCAGGAAUUAACAAUGUGGCGGCGUAUGGUAUAAUCAUAGAAAGAGCUUCGGACGAUCCUACAUGGGAGUCAAGCACAACUUCAUCUUCUACAUCCUCCUCAACUGCAUCACCAAUUGCAAGUGGAUCUAUCACUCUCGUCUCCGCAACUUCAUCUUCAAGCAGCACAUCAUCCGCGCAACAAUCAACGUCGACCCCUUCAACACCAUCGAGCACGGGUUUAAGCACGGGCGCCAAGGCUGGGGUAGGAGUAGGAGUUGCCCUUGGUGUCCUCCUCAUUAGUGCGUUCGCUUUUCUUUUCUUUAGACGGCUACAAAAACGCCCUCAAAUGUCACAACCUCUUCCUAUAGCGGGAAAUGAAGCACCGACGGAAUAUUAUGAGAAGUAUAAUGAUGGCCGACGAUACAACGACCCUUCGUAUAUUUCAGAAGCUCCCUCUACAACGCUGUAUCAGCAGGGAGGGGAAUUGCAUGGAAACGAUAUGUCCUAUGAGUUGUUGGGGAGUUCGACGGCAGUGAAAUAGAUAGGAGAGCGGGAAUAGGAGAAUUCAGAUUGAUUGAUAAUAUGAAUUGUGUGAUUUGAUGUGCCUUCGGGCAGUCAGAAACCAGAAACGUCUGAUACUUGAGAUUCCUCGCGGCAGAGAGAUUCCCAGCUGGUCAGACUUGGGGGUAAUAUCCCUGAUCGGUCAGGGGAUGUUCAAUUAUUUCAAUGUAUAUAUAUACCACGGGAUUUGGUUUUAAUGAUAGAAAGAUAGAGACAAUGAAAGUUGCCAAGACGACACUUCAAUUUGUCAAGAAAUGGG